ACCGCCUGUGCCGCCUGGCCGCCUUCCUCGACACCUUUCUGGCUGCCAACUCGAUGCUUAGCAUGGCCGCGCUCAGCAUCGACCGCUGGGUGGCCGUGGUCUUCCCGCUGAGCUACCGCACCAAGAUGCGUCUCCGCGACGCCGCACUCAUGGUGGCUUACACGUGGCUGCACGCGCUCACCUUCCCGGCGGCCGCGCUCGCCCUGUCCUGGCUCGGCUUCCACCAGCUGUACGCGUCCUGCACGCUGUGCAGCCGGCGACCCGACGAGCGCCUGCGCUUUGCCGUCUUCACCGGCGCCUUCCACACGCUCAGCUUCCUGCUGUCCUUCGUCGUGCUCUGCUUCACGUACCUCAAGGUGCUCAAGGUGGCCCGCUUCCACUGCAAGCGCAUCGACGUGAUCACCAUGCAGACGCUCGUGCUCCUGGUGGACAUCCACCCCAGUGUGCGGGAACGCUGUCUGGAGGAGCAGAAGCGGAGGCGGCAGCGCGCCACCAAGAAGAUCAGCACAUUCAUAGGGACAUUCCUCGUGUGCUUUGCCCCCUAUGUGAUCACCAGACUGGUGGAGCUCUUCUCCUCGGCACCCAUUGGCUCCCACUGGGGGGUUCUGUCCAAGUGCUUGGCCUACAGCAAGGCUGCCUCUGACCCUUUUGUGUACUCCCUGCUGCGACAUCAGUACCGAAAAAGCUGCAAAGAGAUUCUGAACAGGAUCCUCCACAGACGCUCCAUCCGCUCCUCAGGCCUCACAGGCGUUGGAAUACCCCAGUCUUCAUUUUCUCAGGCUCAUCUGGGAGAAGGACUCUUAAUCCUUGCCAUCUGGAUAUGCAUUGUCCUUCUGAUGAAGCUCCUGGCAGAAGGUAAAUCUCUCCCUCUCCCAUGGUAUCUUGAGCUAUGGAUGACAGCAGACAAGAUCAGCUAUGUAUUCUCCCCAUUGGAGGAAGUUGGGAGGUUCUACUCUGUCUAAUAUCCAGUGCAAGAACCAUCACUUCCUGUAAAUGAAAGGAAAAUUGCUUAAAUGCUAUCCUUAGAGCUCCUGGGGUCUCCAAGUCCUGAGAACAUCUAGGUCCAAUUUUUUGCAUACCUUGUGUUUCCAUAAAUUUAUUUUUUGGUGGCUGUACAAAGUGAGGUAGGAGGACACACACCAUUUGUUGCUUUGGUCAUCCAAACAGUGCCCAGUAGACAACAAAAGGAAGCUGCAUUAAGAAAAUCCAAUGUGUGUGCCAGCUCGUUUAGUAUCCCACAAGGAAAUGUACUCUGCACAUUCCAAGAAUACUUUUGGAAACCAGGAUUUAGAAAAAUGUAAAAAAUUCAUUCCUGGGGACAGAAUGAUCUGCAAAUGUUCGGCUUCUGCACAGUGUUGUGAUUCCUUAAUAUCAGAUUCAUGGAAAGAUGGGUGGGACAUCUGUGUGUUUGUGUUGGAGCAAAUGCACUCAUAAAUGUGUGUGCCCAUAACUCUAUGUGCCCGUGAGGGUAUACAUACAGAUGAAUGAUCAUAAACACAAACAGCGGCACACUGAGUACAAAGCAAACGAAGCAACAGUUUAGUGUCUUCUUAACAUUUGACAUUAUAGCUUUAACCUGACUUUCUUCUAAUUUAUAAAAUAGAAGUAAGGCUCCACUUAUUUUUUUAAAAUGUUCCCAGAAGAAGCUCUUCCGAUGUGGCAAUAUUACCAUUCAUGGGAUACACCUGCCCACAGCUGUUUUCUUUUGAAGUAGGACUCAAGAUUUUUUAAUCCAAGGCCAGUGCUGCCUGCUCUGUUUACAAUGGCUUGUGUUUUGUGAAUACAUGUCAAAUGUUGUAAUAUAUUUUUAUGAUAGAAUCGAUGGUGACUUCAGGGGGAAAAUAUAUAUUGUGAUCCUGUCCAAUAAAGACUCCUGUUAUAAAAU
Fukomys damarensis (Damara mole-rat) is the source of this 1885-nucleotide messenger RNA. RefSeq names its product G protein-coupled receptor 26 (gene Gpr26). The record is from RefSeq and is a predicted model, not a curated record. The transcript has 4 exons. Gene Ontology annotation, molecular function: G protein-coupled receptor activity. Gene Ontology annotation, cellular component: membrane. Bases 54 to 962 code for a protein of 302 amino acids. Gene Ontology annotation, biological process: adenylate cyclase-activating G protein-coupled receptor signaling pathway. NCBI's taxonomy places the organism in Eukaryota, Metazoa, Chordata, Mammalia, Rodentia, Bathyergidae.